AUGCAUCACGCCAAGACCGACUCGGAGGUGACCUCGAGCAUGGCGCCGUCGUCGCCGCCGCGGGCGGCCUACUACGUGCAGUCGCCCAGCCACGACGACGGCGACGGCAAGACGGCCGCCUCCUCCUUCCACUCCUCCCCGGCCGCCUCCCCGCCGCGCUCCCUCGGCAACCACUCCAGGGACUCCUCCUCCUCCCGCUUCUCCGGCAAGCUCGCCUCCGCCGCCACCGGCUCCUCCCGCCGCGCCGCCAAAGGCGCAGGCGCGGGCGGGGGCGACGCGGCGCGGCGCAGCCCAUGGAUGAAGGAGGCGGCCAUCGAGGAGGAGGGGCUCCUCAUGGACGACGACGACGACGACGACGGGCGCAAGGGCGGAUUCUCCGCGCUGCCCAAGAAGGUCCGCUACGGCCUUGGCUUCGUCGCCGCCUUCUUCCUGCUCUUCUUCUUCUUCGCACUCAUCCUCUGGGGCGCCAGCCGCAACCAGAAGCCAGUCGUCUCCGUCAACAGCGUCACCUUCCACAACUUCGUGAUCCAGGCCGGCACGGACGCGUCGCUGGUGCCCACCGAGCUCUCCACGCUCAACGCCACCGUCAGGCUCACCUUCCGCAACACCGGCACAUUCUUCGGCGUGCACGUCACCGCGCAGCCAGUCACCUUCUACUACUCCCAGCUCCUCAUGGCCGCAGGAGACCUCAAGUACUUCUACCAGCAGAGGAAGAGCAAGCGCAACGUGUCGGUGGCGGUGAUGGCCAGCAGGGUGCCGCUCUACGGCGGCGGCUCAGGGCUGAGCAGCACCCCGGGGCCCAAGGGCGCGCCGCCGCCGCCGGUGCCGCUGGAGCUGACGGUGAGGAUCAGGUCCCGGGCGCUGGUGCUGGGCAAGCUGGUGAAGCCCACGUUCCACAACAACGUGCGGUGCAGCGUCCGCCUGGAGGUGGCAAAGCUCGGCAAGGCCCUCUCCCUCAAGAAGAACUGCACCCACAUCUAGCUACCCCUGUCUGAACUUUCGGCGCUGCCAUUUCUUCUUUCUUCUUUUGUUCUUGCUGCAUAUGUAAUGUAAUACCCUUUAUACCUGGAUUUACCAUUUUGAAGAGAGAGUCGACAGAUCGGUUGCGCAUGUACA
Messenger RNA from Lolium rigidum, 1116 nucleotides. RefSeq lists its product as uncharacterized. NCBI's taxonomy places the organism in Eukaryota, Viridiplantae, Streptophyta, Magnoliopsida, Poales, Poaceae. The record is from RefSeq and is a predicted model, not a curated record. The transcript is spliced from 3 exons. The coding region runs from base 1 to 981 and encodes 326 amino acids.